UGAUAAUCUAUGUAAAGUCCACUACACAUAGCAGACUUGUACAGAAUGAAACAUACCUGAUAAGUGUGAUUAUGUGUGUUUAGAACUAUUAGAUGUGCAGUGAUGUGUGUUAUACUUAAACCCGAUUGUACAGUUCUUUUUCGUACAUUUUACAUUUUAGGUCGUGUAAGGAUAUAAUAGGAACACAAUAUUCAACAAAUGCGAUGUAAUAGGAACACAAUAUUCAAUAUAGGCUUAUUUCAUGUACAUAAGGAGUUGUAUAAAGCGGUCAUUGUAAUUCAAAAAGUGUUUCCCAUUGAAUGUGUGGCUAUGCCGAUUGAUCUACUUGUACGGCAUAUAUAGUUCAGCCCACAAAGCGUUGAAUUACUUUCCGGCAAAAAUGUCAUCCGACGGUCGCUAUGGUAACAGUGACGAAGACGACGAGGCAAGCAGGCUCUUAAAUACCAUCCCACCCGGAAUGCGAAAACGGAGCAUCAAUGGAACCGUAAGCGGUUUUCUUGAGCCAUCAGAAGAGACCAAAUCCAGAUGGCGCUCCAUACGAGUGAUGUACCUGACGAUGUUCCUCAGCAGUGUGUCGUUUUCUAUAUGCGUGUCUUCACUUUACCCCUUUUUGAAAAUCCUCGACUCGACCUCCACAACCGAUUUUCUGGGCUGGGUUGUUGCCGCGUAUAGUGUGGGUCAACUGGUGGCGUCCCCGUUCUUCGGUUUUUGGUCCAACUUCCGGUCUCGGACACGCGAGCCAAUCGUCGUCUCCCUGGUGAUUAACAUCCUGGCUAACGUGCUCUACAUGUACCUGGAGAGCAUACGACUAGAGCCACAAAUAUUCCUGGUGAUUGCUCGCGUGUUCGUGGGAUUCGGUGCAGGUAACGUAGCGGUGGUGCGUUCCUACGUGUCAGGGGCCACUACUCUGGAGGAGAGGACAUCCGCCAUGGCCAACAUGUCCGCAUUCCAGGCCAUCGGCUUCAUCAUAGGACCAUUGAUCCAGACAGCGCUGGUACCCAUCGGUUUCCCUGGCCCCGUUCACAGCCCCGCCUUGCACUUUGACCUGUACACGGCCACAGGAUUUUUCAGUGCCGUCGUGGGCGUGGUCAACAUCGUGCUGCUCGUGUUGGUUUUCAAGGAACACAAGGUCAAAAACGAUGAGUACAUCUAUCGCAACAUACAGGAGUCAACCGACACAGAGGACACUAUGCAGGAUCUUAUGCCGCCAGAUUACGUAGCCGUAGUUUCAUCAAUUGUCAUCUUCUUCGUUGUACUCUUCGUCUUCGCCGUCUUUGAGACGAUCGCCACGCCGCUAGCGAUGCACAUGUUUUCCUGGACCAAAGCCGGGGCCACGCUCUACAUCGGGUUAGCGCUUGGAGGAGCGGGAUUUGUAUCAAUCGGCGUUGUCUUUGUCAUCAAGGCGCUCUCUAAGCGUUUUAGCGAACGCCAUCUUCUGGUGGGAGGGUUCGUUCUGUGUUUGGUGGGAUUCGUCUUCUAUCUGCCCUGGGGUCACACUUACCCUGAUAUCCAAUUUGCCGAAACGGACUUUGCCCCAGCCAACAUUAAGCCUGUGGAGCAUUUCUGGUUUUCUGCGCGCGGCGAACCUGGCAGUGUUGCGCACCGGCCGGUGGAAAACAACCUGCCUCACACCUCGACGUUCUUCCGGCCGGCGAACAACUUCUCGAGCCAGGAGGCGACGGGGUGUCCCUACUACUACGACUGGUGCUUUAACACGCCCAAGGUCUUCCUCUGGCAGUUCAUCCUCGGCACAUUCUUCGUUGCCCUCGGAUACCCCACAUGCAAUAUAAUUUCUUAUACGAUCUACUCGAAAAUACUCGGACCUCAACCUCAGGGCACGUGGAUGGGUUGGUUGACCGCUGCCGGAAGUCUGGCCCGGACAUUAGGCCCUGUGUUCGUUAGUCAGGUGUACGACGCACACGGCCCACGCGUGACGUUCGUCGCUAUUCUCGGCAUCAUUGUAGUGACUUUGGGCGGUCUGCUCGCCGUUUAUAGGAGACUCGUGCCGUACCAGAGGGCACCCACAAUCGUGCGCGUGUAGGUAGCCACGUGACAGAUAUGCGCGUCUAUGUAGGACAUUAGAGAGAUAAAUAUGGACCCGUUUGUGCUGAUGGAGCUGGAGCUUAACUCACACAUUAGUGUGUGUGUUCAAGUAUUCACCAUGCAUGCGGCAUAUUGUGUUCGUGACCUGGCUAGGCUACAUUGAAGCUCAGUUCAAGAGGACAGUUCUUUGUUUUUGAGCUUUGGUUAGUUUAAAAUCUGACAAGCUCUUUGAAGGGCACAACAAAAAUUAUGUUUUGUUACGGAACCAUUUGAUACCAUGACUUAGGGGUUGUGCAAUUAUUUUCUACGUGCACUUAUUUAUAGUUCAGAACAUGUAUAAUUUAAAAUUGUUUCUGUCGACGCGUUUCUUGUUUUAUUGUCAACUCUUUUUCCACAAUUAAAGCCACCCUCUGGGAGUGGUAUGGAUGCAUUAAUAAUCAAUUUAUUAUAACAUAUCGGUUUACAUGAAUUUACAUAGGCACAAUAGAAAAAUAUCAGCCGUAUCAUCAAUACUUAUUAAUUGUACAUAAAUAAGUUUAUAAUUUAAAAAAUAUAUAAUUAAAAAAAUAAUACUAUUGAUAUUAUAUUGUUUGACGCAAUUGAAUAUACUGUCCUUGUGUCAUAAAUUGCGUAUUUUUCUUAAAAGGGCUAACUGGAGGUUUGCCACAAAAGUUAAGUUAUAUUCUAAAGAAUGGAUUAAUUGGUGACCUCGCUCCUUAUAAACACGUGGUUCAAUUUUAAAAUAGUAACAGCGCGUACCUGAUGCCAAUUUAAGGGCGCGGAUACGUACAUGCAGAUACUUCAAUUCAUGGGUGUAUUGUUUAGCCAUUGAUGCAUUAUUUUAAGAGUUCUCUUUGUAUAUUCGCAAUUAAAUAGAAGGUUUCGGAAAGAAUCCUACUUGUUUAUCAAAAAAGGAAAGACACUAUAAUUGUUUCUAAACAACUCUGUAAAUAUAUGCAUGCUAAUAAAACCUUAAGUCAAGAAAUA
Messenger RNA from Dreissena polymorpha, 3030 nucleotides. Its product is annotated as major facilitator superfamily domain-containing protein 8-like. Gene Ontology annotation, molecular function: transmembrane transporter activity. Bases 380 to 2041 code for a protein of 553 amino acids. NCBI's taxonomy places the organism in Eukaryota, Metazoa, Mollusca, Bivalvia, Myida, Dreissenidae. The record is from RefSeq and is a predicted model, not a curated record. Gene Ontology annotation, biological process: transmembrane transport. Gene Ontology annotation, cellular component: lysosomal membrane. The transcript is spliced from 11 exons.